UGUUAUUUAUAUCUUAUAUCUUCAGCAUUGAAAUCUAGAAAUGAUUCUUCCAAUGUACCGUGUAGAUCCAUCUCCAGACUUGUGUCGAAACUUCGCAGCAAUUUGGGUGUUUUUCUUGAGUUUAUUUAAGGCGAUUUAUGCAGAUACGCCAAUAACUAUUACAAGUAGAACAUGUGGUGAGACAUACGAUAUGGAUAUGUACAAGAACACUGAUGUGUAUUAUGACGGCUCAGAUGUAUUAUACGAGAACCCUUGUCAAGUGCAGUUCACUAAAACGUCUUACGAGCAGUUCAUCUGCAUACGUGGCGACGAUAUUAGACUAGAUUGUGGUACAGAGUUAGAAUACCACGAAGAUUUUGUUAAAAAUUACAUCAAUCCUGAGGUGGAAUUUUCAUGUUAUGAUACAAAAAAGGAAGAAUGGUGUCCUAGCCAGUACCAAGACAAUAUUUACGUUGUUAUCAGGAAAGAUUCGCGUCAAACGACAGAUAGAAUUAGACUACGAGUUUACCUCAAAGAUGUGCCAGACGACGAUUACCCUACAGGAAGUCUAUCUGGAAUUAUCAUUUUAUAUAUAGCAAUCCCUAUCGUAUUUGUUGUAAUGUGUACAUGCUUGGUCUUGAUCAUCCGCAAAAGACAAUCAGCAACACGCCCUCCUGUUACAUACCAAACUACAUCAGGCGCAAUUAAUGUACAAGCAGGUCAAAUGAACCCAACACAACACAAUCCUCUGCCAUAUCAACCGAUACCGAUACAGCAUAGCGGACUUCAAGGAAAUUACAAUGUUCAUCCAAUGCAAAGUGCGUAUCCAGUGCAAGCUGCCAGACAGAAUCCUUAUUCUCAUCAGGGAAACACAGGACAAAAUUAUAGCAGUGCGCCGCCGAUUGACCCUAGUGCCCCACCACCUCCGUAUGAAAGUGUUAUCAGCCAAAAGCAUUGAAGAACUUGACGUUCUAGGUUCAACUCUGUAUUAUCCUUCCAUAUACAUGUAUAUGUAAAAGCGUAUAUUUUGUAAAAGACAUGCGUAAUCGAUGAGAAAAUGAUAACGAUUUUUUGCACAGAACUUAAAAAUUGUUUGAUGUAAAAUGAUGCUACUCUAUGGUGGCUUUUAAAUUAAGUUUUAUUAUCAUUGCAGCAAGUUUAUUCGGGAUUAUUUAGAAAACAUUUGGUCGUUUUUUUGUUUUUUAGAAUACACAGAUGCAAAAAAAAAUUUCUAUGGAGUUUUCUUGACACAAAAACAAUGCACUUAAUCAAUUAUUAGCCUUAUUGCCAAUCGUGAUCAAAAUGGGACAGAUACUGAAAUAUUCUAGCAAAACAAAAAAGCAAAACAUUCUGAUUGUGUCGAAUUAUUUUGAGUUGCGUGAAUUUUACAUAUUUAUCAUACAUAAGGUGAUUCUUUACAAGUGACUUUCCACGCACUUUUGGACAAGCAAUGAAGGCAUUGUAUAACCCUGUAAUUAAAUAAAUAGUUAUUAACAUUUCACUGAAUGCCAGGUAAAUAUAAACCAGAUCUUUCUGAUAAUCUUAUUUUAACAGUUCUAAACUAUUGAUCACAAGAUUUUGGAUAACUUAAUAGUCAUAUCUUAGAAAAAGAUUUUUUAAAGUUUUUUAUUACGUUUUAAGUAUUAGAAGAAACUGUUGUAGAAACACACAAAAUAAUGUUGUACAAUGUGAACUAGAGUGAAAUUAAGAUAACAAUUAAGAGCUGUAAAUGUUAUUAAAUAGGUCUACUGGUGUCAAGAAGUACAAAUGUGUGUAUGACUAUGUCUAGAGACCAAAUGAAAUGUUAUGAGGUUUUCAGUAACGCGUUUGUUACAAUCUACAUAUUUCAAAAUAUGUAAAAUAUCUUGAUAACAUUAUACAUAAUAAAACAAAGAUAAAGUGAUACAUAGAUACACUAAUCUAUAUACAGAAUCAAGAGACUUAAUAAAACCACGAAGUUAAUUUGGCUUACAAUCAUACUUGCCAAUGACAAAUAAUUGAACAUUUUAGGAAAUCUAUAUCAUGUUUCAAAAUGACUUCGCAUAUAUUAUGGCUUGACAUAGUUCAAAGAUAGAACCAGGCUGAUGACAUAAACAGGAAUCCACUACUUACCUAUAAUGAAAUAGAUUGUAAUAUUUGUUCUGAAUUAGAAAAUGCAUUUUAUGCCUUAUUGGAAUAUCCCAUGUAAAAUGAUUUGUGAAAAUAAAAUAUAAAUAAAUAUUUUUGGAAGAGACCAAAUAUGCCAAAAUUUAAUAAAUUUAACAUCACAAAAUGAAAAUGUUACAUGAGUUAUCAAAGUUUAUCUGUCUAUCUUUAAAAUGUUUGAAUGAAGAACAAAUAUUGAUGACGCAAAAUUUUCAUUUAGUACGUAAAUAUGAUGAUAAUUUAUUGAUAUUAAAUGAAAUACAUGUGAUUUCAUACCUACUGUUGUGA
Ruditapes philippinarum (Manila clam) is the source of this 2412-nucleotide messenger RNA. RefSeq lists its product as uncharacterized. The record is from RefSeq and is a predicted model, not a curated record. The coding region runs from base 41 to 937 and encodes 298 amino acids. The transcript is spliced from 6 exons. Lineage: Eukaryota; Metazoa; Mollusca; Bivalvia; Venerida; Veneridae.